AUGUCAAAACGUCCUAUCAUUGUCAUCGCAGGCCUGGCCAGUGAGAACUCAACCUUCACUCCGUCACGGACAUUGGCUCCCGCCUUCCAUCCACUCCGUGGCGAUGAGAUCAAAACCAAGUACCCCUUUAUUCGCCAGGGAACACCACUCGGUGAUGCUGCCGACUGGCGCGGGGCACUCAUUGGACAUGCACUGCCUGGUGGCAUGGUGACGCGUGACGCCUUUGAGGAAUUAACCGGAGAGAUCAUGACCCGGAUAAAGGACAUCGUCGCUUCAAACAAACUCGAUGGCUUAUGGUUUGACAUUCACGGCGCCCUGGCGGUGGAGGACAUUGACGAUGCCGAAUUUGAGCUUCUCAGGCGGGUCCGAUCCGUCAUCGGCUCCGAUGUCAUUGUGUCGGCUUCGAUGGAUCUUCAUGGCAACGUCUCGCGAGAACUGGCACAUCAAACUGAUCUCAUCACCUGCUACCGAACUGCACCGCACGUGGAUGUGGCAGAGACUAAGGAGCGCGCCUGUCGCAAUCUCGUUGAAUUGCUGGUGAAAGUAGAUGGGGCACCGAAAAGACCCAUCAAGGCGUGGGUGCCCAUUCCAAUUCUUCUUCCUGGUGAGCAGACAUCAACUCGUUUGGAUCCCGCCCAGCAUAUUUAUGCUACUGUCCCUGAGUUGGAGAAGUGGGACGGCGUUCUCGAUGCUGCCAUUUGGGUGGGAUACGCAUGGGCCGAUGAGCCGCGAAACCGUGCCGUCGUUGUGGUCACGGGCUGGGACGAGGCAUCCGUUUCCAAAGCGGCAGAGCAUCUUGCAGGCUUAUUCUGGGAGGCACACCAAGAUUUCGCCUUCGUGGCACCUACCGGAACAUUUGCUGAAUGCUUGGAUGCAGCUCUCGCGUCCGAGACCCACCCAUAUUUCAUUUCGGACUCUGGAGAUAAUCCCACUGCUGGAGGCUCCGGCGAUGUUACCUGGGGCCUUACGCAGUUGCUUGCCCGUCCUGAAUUCAGGAGUACAGGCGGCCCAACUGUUAUCUAUGCCAGUGUACCUGGACCUGAAGCCGUUCUUGUUGCUGUGGAGGCAGGAGUGGGCGCCACCGUCACUGUCACCGCAGGGGCUGAAGUCGACAACGCUCACGCUGGUCCUGUAACCAUGACAGGUAGGGUACACUCCAUAAAAAUUGGCGACAAGCACGCUGCGAUUGAGGUCGUGCUGCAGGUUGGCAGUGUUUUCGCCAUUCUAACCAAGUUCCGCAAACCGUACCACCUCGAACGGGAUUUCACUGAACUUGAGCUCAAGCCGCGGCAGGCAGAUAUUGUUAUCAUUAAAAUUGGGUACUUGGAGCCGGACCUGUAUGACAUGGCGGCAGACUGGAUGCUCGGUCUCACGCCGGGCGGAGUGAAUCAAGAUCUGGAAAGAUUGGGACACCAUCGCAUCCGGCAUCCAAUGUGGCCCUAUGACAAAUUGUUUGCAACCGAGCCGGAUCUAUCUGCUAGAAUUAUCCCAUCGUCGAAUUUGGCCCUCAUUGGACCGGACGAGUGA
Molecule: messenger RNA, 1527 nt
Organism: Pseudomassariella vexata
Lineage: Eukaryota; Fungi; Ascomycota; Sordariomycetes; Amphisphaeriales; Pseudomassariaceae
Exons: 1
Coding region: 1-1527 (508 amino acids)
Source: RefSeq, a predicted model, not a curated record